Messenger RNA from Phycodurus eques (leafy seadragon), 4399 nucleotides. It is a transcript of the gene st18, whose product is annotated as ST18 C2H2C-type zinc finger transcription factor. The record is from RefSeq and is a predicted model, not a curated record. The coding region runs from base 48 to 3392 and encodes 1114 amino acids. The transcript has 22 exons. Gene Ontology annotation, biological process: regulation of transcription by RNA polymerase II. Lineage: Eukaryota; Metazoa; Chordata; Actinopteri; Syngnathiformes; Syngnathidae. Gene Ontology annotation, molecular function: DNA-binding transcription factor activity, RNA polymerase II-specific; zinc ion binding; RNA polymerase II cis-regulatory region sequence-specific DNA binding. Gene Ontology annotation, cellular component: nucleus.
AGAGACCCGAGCGCAGGUGCUUAUCUCGAGGCUGUCAAAGGCACAGUAUGUCAUAUUCCCGGGGACUACCUUUCAAAGCCACAGCACCGGCGCCAAGCAGCACCAUCGCCAUCAUCGCCAGCAGCACCGGCACACUGGGAGAAAAUCGAACUUUUGGGAUCGCAGCUCUAGGGAAUGAAGCACAUGAUCAGCUCCUGAGAGACACGGCAAGCGUCAAUAAGGCCGGGCACUGCGAAGUUGGCAUCUUUCCCAACGCAGCGCCCUCCAAACAGCAAUCGAAGAUGGAUUCUGAAGGUGAGGAGCAGACCGUAAAACCGUGCGGCACAGAUCUGACCAAUGAAGACUUUAUUGUCGAGACGAACAGCCCGUACGGCUCGUCGGUUCGUAAACGGAGCGCUCAGGAAGGGGUGGCGGGCGCCCCCAUCAACAAGAGGAAGUCCCUGCUGAUGAAGCCGCGCCACUACAGCCCCAGCGAGGCCUGCGACGAUGACAGCGAGGACCCGGCCCCGCGGCGGGACAAAGACGCGGCGAGGAGCUCCGACACUCCAGCAGAUGGAAACUUGAGUCCAAUAAAUGGCACGCCGGACAGAAACGGACGCUCCAACGAUUCUCUGGGGUGGUCCGAGGUGACGCCCGAAGGCUCGCCGCGGUGCGAGGUCAGCACGCCGGAAAUGUACGAAGAUGAGGAAGAAGCAGAGGAAGAUCAAAGUGAGGACAGGCUAAGCGGCGCGUCGUCCCCGCAGAGCCCGAGGGAGCUCCGCUGGGCUUUCUCCGCGAAAAUGAACGGCUCGAGCCCCUCCAGAACCUGCGAAGAGUCUUCACCUGUGAAGGAAGAACCUCAACUGGAGCUGAGCAGAAGAGGAGGCGUUUUCCAGAGAUACAGGCCGGAGGAGGAGGAGGAGGAAGAGGGGGGCAGCGAGACGGAGGCGGAGAGGUCUCCCCGGCUGGAUGGCUGGCCGCUGGACCGCCUCUGCCAGAGAGGCCUCGAAGUGGGCCGCGGCAGAGUCAAUCUGAGCCUGCUGGAGCAGGCCAUCGCGCUGCAGACGGAGCAGAGGCAGGUCUUGCAUCACGCCUACCGCGAGAUGGACCGCUUCCUCAUGGAGCAGAUGACCAAUGAGAGGAGGCACCAGCGCAUGAUGGACGUAGACAACAGGCUCAGCUACGCCGCGGGCAAAGACUCUCUGCGGACGGACAAGAGGGACAUCAAGUGUCCCACGCCGGGCUGCGAUGGCACGGGUCACGUGACCGGACUGUACCCUCAUCACAGGAGUUUGUCCGGGUGUCCUCAUAAAGUGCGAGUUCCUCCAGAGAUCUUGGCCAUGCACGAGAACGUCCUCAAGUGUCCAACUCCCGGGUGCACAGGAAGAGGGCACGUCAACAGCAACCGGAGCACCCACCGGAGUCUGUCGGGCUGCCCCAUUGCCGCCGCGGUGAAAAUCUCCAAACCUCAGGACGAGAGCCUGAAAAGCAGACAAACGCCCGAUCGCUCGCCGAGGGUUGUGAGCCUGGUCAAGAAUUUGGACCUGAGCCAGCUGAACUACCGGCUGGCGCACCCGAUGGCCGCCCUGCAGAGCGGCCUGGCCAAGGACGUGGACAAGUACAGCAGGAUCCGCUUCGACUACGCCAGCUUCGACGCGCAGGUCUUCGGGAAGCAGCCGCUCAACGGCGGCAGCCACGACGCCGAAGUCUCGCGCUAUCCCGACUCGCCGCAGCAGUUCCAUCCCGGCUUGCUGCUGGCGCCGGGUGGCCGCUUGCCAGCUUCCGGUCAGCACGGCUCACCGGCGAGUCACUUGAAGCACGGAGACGGCGGCGCUUUGGGGGCGACCGCCGUCCUCAACCUCUCCACUCGCUACCGGGAGAGCGGCGAGGCGGCGGCCGCGCGGCCCCUGGCAACCUCUACAAAGGUAAUCAAAUCAGACCACUUGGAAAAGAGGUGUUUAAUGUGCUCAGUCGAAAGCCACUCUGAUUUGUGUAUAAAAAGGGAAGACAUCAAAAGAGAGAUGUUGGCAAAGAGAAAGAGAGUGAGGGCUCAGGUCGCGAAAGAAAGAAAGAAAGAAAGAGACAUGCACAUAGAGGUGGAUGAAAACGGCACCUUGGACCUGAGCAUGAAGAAAAGCAAGGAGAGCGUCCACGCCAAAGCGCCUUCGGACGAGCAAGCGCACCCGGAGUCGGUCGUGGGGGCGGCGGCCAAAGGCUGCGGCGGCGUGCUGAUAAGCCCCGCCUUCUACCAUCCGCUGCGCGACAGGGACAGCUGGGAUGGCCCCGUCCCCGUCAACUUCAGCCAAGUGCAUGUUUUACACGACAAUGAGGAGGAGUUUGACCCAGUCAGCAUGGAGGAGCAGCACUACCAAGGCGAAGCGGCCACGAUGAAGGCCAAGAUGCUCCUACGAGAGUCGAAGAAAGAACUUUUGAGCUGUCCGACCCCGGGCUGUGACGGCAGCGGCCACGUGACGGGGAAUUAUGCAUCGCACCGGAGCGUUUCUGGAUGUCCUCUGGCUGACAAGACUCUCAAGUCACUGAUGGCAGCCAACUCUCAGGAACUCAAGUGCCCAACACCUGGUUGUGAUGGAUCCGGACACGUGACGGGGAACUACGCGUCGCACAGAAGCUUGUCGGGAUGUCCACGUGCCAGAAAAGGAGGUUUGAAGCUCACCCCGAGCAAGGAGGACAAAGAUGAGCAAGAGCUUAAGUGUCCGGUGUUUGGGUGCGAGGGCCAGGGCCACAUAUCGGGAAAGUACACGUCUCACCGCAGCGCCAGCAGUUGUCCGCUGGCCGCCAGAAGACAAAAGGAGGCGUCUCUCAACGGGCUGCCCUUCGCCUGGAAGAGCAACAAGCAGGAGCUGCCUCACUGCCCUCUGCCCGGCUGCAACGGCCUCGGCCACGCCAACAACGUGUUUGCCACGCACAGAAGCUUGUCAGGGUGCCCGCUUAACGCGCAAAGUAUCAAGAAGAAGCACUCCGAAGAGGAGAUGAUGACCAUCAAACUAAAGGCCAGCAGUGGCAUUGAAAAGAAAGAGGACGGUCAACACUUGGAGCACGACAUUGACGAACUGAACCAAUCCAACAUGCAAAUGGAGGCGAACAUGAAGCAGCUGCAAACCCAGCAGAUCUCGUCGAUGGAGUGCAACCUGAAGAGCAUCGAGGAGGAGAACAAGAUGAUGGAGCAGCACAACGACGGCCUCCUCGAGGAGCUGGCUCGCCUCAGUCAAGCGCUCAUCAGCAGCCUCACCGACAUCCAGCUGCCUCAAAUGGGCCCCAUCAGCGAGCACAACUUCGAAGCCUAUGUGAACACGCUGACGGACAUGUACAACAAGUCGCAGUGCGAGUACUCGCCCGAGUGCAAAGCGCUUCUGGACAACAUCAAGAAGGCCAUCAAAGGUAUCCACGUUUGAGCUUUUUCCAUUUUGUUUUCCUCCCCCGAGUGCACGUGCCAGACAUCAAUGUCCGAGGCCGCGUUGAGAGUCGGCCAUGUUAGAACUGCUUUUCACUUCGGUUUCUUUGAUCCUGCUGAGAUUUCCACUCCUCUUGCACUUGUUUUUCUUUUGAUGACGACUAUUUAUUAUUGUUAUGGUAUUAUUAUUGAUAUUCUAUUUGUCCAUCGCUGUAUUUAUUAUGAUGAUUAUUAUUAUUAUUUAAUUUAUAUGUAUUUAUUUCCCCAAAUAAAACAGUCCAAAAAAACAACAACAUUCCAAUUUUGUGCCGCACGAGUAUGACAGUUGCAGUAGCUCUCCCUUAAAAAAGUACUAGUACACCAAAAGUGAUCCUAUUUUUAUGAAGCUUUUGCUUUCUUUAUUGGAAUGUGAAUGUAUGCUAGAUGAUGUUACAAGUGAUAACAAUGCAAUGCCACUGUACUGUACCUUUCUUUUUUCUUUACUUAAAAUUCAAACAGCAAAAACACAACCAUUUUCAUUUUUAUUAAAUAUAGUUAUGAUAAAACUGCCUUCUGCGCACACACACACACACACACACACACACACGUGAGGUGUGCAUGUCGUACGUGCCUAAAUGUAUAUGGAUCCGUUUAUGACAUUAAAAAAAACAAGUACAAGUACUACGUUUUGUUUGUGCUAGGGCAGUAUUAUGUGGACGGUGUCUCAUUUAUUCACACAGUACAAUUAUUUUCAUAAUAGGAGGACAGAUGUGUUCCUGAUGACUGUUUCGAUAUCUCAGUAGCUGAUUGCAAGAUGGAGACUGACAAUUAUUUCAUAUUUGAUCCUUUUUGAAUGCACCGUGAGGUAAAAACACACAAAUGGACUCCUGUUUAUCUCUAUAAGUGCUUACAAAAGCCUUAACACUCUUUACCUAAAACACUUUGUAUAUUCUUGUAUCGCUUGGGGCAGAUUUGAAUGGUAGCUACUUAAAAAAAAAAAAAAAAAAAAAAAGUACAAAUAAAUUUGUU